Nilaparvata lugens (brown planthopper) is the source of this 2870-nucleotide messenger RNA. RefSeq lists its product as uncharacterized. Bases 850 to 1377 code for a protein of 175 amino acids. The record is from RefSeq and is a predicted model, not a curated record. NCBI's taxonomy places the organism in Eukaryota, Metazoa, Arthropoda, Insecta, Hemiptera, Delphacidae. The transcript is spliced from 2 exons.
UACACCGCCCUAGAACUAGGGAGUGGAACAAGCGAGGAAGAAGAAAACACGAAGAGCCAACAACCUCUGCUGGGGCUUGAGAGGCGCACGAGUGAGCCUCUCAAGGGAUGUUGCCAACAGAGGCUCUACAUGCAGCGGCCCAGCCACUCCGAACUCAACCCCUAGGUACGUCCACCUCGAGUUGGCAUCCAACUGAGGCAACGGUCCAGAGGAGAGCUGAAAUGGCGUGGCCGUCUGAAUAAAAAACGUUUUCUCAUGUCCCAUAGGGACAUAAGACAACGUGAAGGACUUCUUCGUAUUAAUCUCCAACCCAAACUGUUGCGCGGUCGCCUCAAACACGUUCAGGGCAAGGGCCAGCCCCUUCUUCGUCCGACCAAAAAGGAGUACAUCGUCAGCAUAAGCUAACGAUGACACUGACACAUCCCCCAAACGGACAGAGACGUCCACCGGACAACUCUCAAGGAUCAAAUCAACUAUGUAAGCAAACAGCAGCGGAGAUAGAGGGUCGCCCUGCCGAACACCUCUAUUCACCAGGACUGGGGCAGAGCGGACUCCACGCAGCUCAAGGGAGGUAUGCGAAGCGGCAUACAGUCGUGCGAUAUAAGUGCACAGCUCUUCGGGGAGGCCUUUAACCCGAAGAGCAUGGGUUAUUGCUGCGUGGGAGACAGAGUCGUAGGCUUUCGCCACGUCCAGGGAUGCGAGGUGCAUUCCUUUACGUGGGUCCUGCCUGACCUGUCUCAAAAGGGACCCUAAGACAAACACGUUCUCGGCACAACCAUCGCCGAAGCAACGUUGCCCGAGAGACGCUAGGCCGUGUUUAUAUAGGCGGCUGGCAAGCACCUUGUGCAAAUGCCGAACCACCACGGACGAGACCGAUAUCGGUCUAAAGUCCGAGGGUCUGCCUUCACCCCCCUUCUUUGGGAUGAAGACAGUACGACUGCCCAGAAGGGACAUCGGAAAGCCACCAUGGCAAAGGGCCAUGUUAAAGAAAAGACAUAUGAGGGGAGCAGGCACAGUAGACCACAGUUUAGGGGUGACCCCAUCAGGACCGGCUGCCGACGAGAACGGGGCUUGUUGGGUCUGGCAGCGACCCGGGGAGCCUCUGGCGCUGAAGGCGCGGGAGGUGCAGGGAAGACAUCAUGGAACCACUCAGAGAGGGCGGAUAGAACCUCUGAGGGCUGUGCUCUGCCGCUGACGGCAGACAGAGCCAAAUUGGAGAGACGGAGGCUCUGCCAUUCCUCAUCUCUUACUACAGAAGGAAGAAGGUCACGUAUGGCAGCAAAGAAGGUACCGUACGGGGGGAGGGAAGAAAAAGGUACGGCGUUACCCUGCCACACGUUGGCUCUAACAGGAGUAGCGUAUGGAUUGAACAGUUAAACAGGACCUCUUGGUGUAGGGGGUAAGGAUGGAGCCAGCUCUGCCAACUCAGGAGUACUGAGCUGACAUCGAAGCUGCCGCACUUGGAGUCGAGGUGGUGUUUGAUCGGGUUCCUCGGUGUCACGGGCCGGGGGGUCCACAUUUUCGAACACACCCAUUAGCUCCCUGACCCUUCGGCCUAAAAGCCUCCGGAUCGUCUGGUCGUGGCCAGGAGACCUCCGAGGAGAGGGCACAAAUGGUCCGGGACGGACAGGGGAGGCUCUGGCAGCCCGAAGGUCUUCCAGAGCCUGCUGGACGAGUGCUCAGUACCACCACUGUUUCCCGUUUCAUCUGGAGCUGCAACCGUUGCAUGGGUGCUUAGCUGUUGUGGCAGCUAGCGGUGAUUUAUCGGUAGCAUUGAUCAAUGAUACUGUUGUUUAUCUGAGCUGCGUAUCAUCCUCUGUGAAAUUCUCACCCUUGCUGUUAUCUCGGCGUUGAGUGGAGCCUUUUGAUAGAUCCACGUGUACCGUUAUCUCUUAUCUCAGAAAUCCCUACUCUUCUUCAGAAAUUGAAUCUACGAACUGUUGAUAUGGCUGAGACCAUCAUUAUCAUCAUUAUUGUUUUCUAUUGUCAUUCUCUUUCAGGGUUCUUCAACUAAAUGAAAUACACCAAUAAUUUGAACACCUUUGAAUUGAAAUCUUACUCAUAUCUAGUAAAUAUAAGUAUAUGUUAUAUUCAUUGAUAACCGUCUAUUGAAUUUUUUUAUAUCGUAUAACUAUUCCAAUUUUAAUUCAAUUCGACAUUUGAAUUUCUUAUAAGCUGUUGCUUAAAACUUUUAUUCUGCACUUAAUUUCUUAAAUAUUUUUUCCGUCAGUUAAACUGAAUUGGAGUAUUAAAACUAUUCAGUUGAUCGAAUCCGGCGCAUGCGCACUUCCUUUUCCAUUUUUUUCUAAAUUAUUUAGUUCUCACCAUUACUCGAGAGUAUGUCUAACAAAAGAUCGAAAUCUUGUCUGAUUGAUAUGUUGUUAACUAUCUGGCUUAUCUCAGGAUCCACACCAAUCUCCUCGGCUAGAGCAUGUAUGAUUCUCCUCUUCACCGCAGGCACUGGGUAUAAUUCUAAAUCUUGACGGAGAGCUGACAAAUUCGCAGUCAGCGAUUGGGGUGAUUUGGGGUUUAGCAGCAAUGAUUCUCUCCCUUAUAGACCUCCCGGGAUCUUUCUGUUCAGACGCUCUAUUUUCUCCAUGAGCUUGUCCUUGGUGCUGAUAACUACUUGCUUAGGCAAAAUAUAUAUAUAAUAGAAUUGGGAGCUCAUUAUAAAGCAUCUGUCUGUUAUUUUUUUAUUCAAUAUAGUACAUGUUGAGAAAUGUUUUGUAGUUUAUCCCUACAGCAUGCUACCUGAAUAUGAAAUUGUUAAUAUUAUCAGAAUUGUAGGAAAUAACUUGCCUCGUGUUUGACUGUACUGAUAUCGACAUCAUAGUGAUUUAAUCACUGAAUUGGGAUUACAUCUAUGUCUA